AGUACCUAAUAUACAAUACAACCUCACUUUUUAAUAUUGUGUCAAUUUCAGUACAAGAAAUUAGAACAUGUUUUAAUUUUUAGUACUAAAUCGGCGCGCGCAUCUAAUUUGUAGAUACAAUAUUUUUAGUACUAAUUUCAGUACUAAAUUUAGCAUAGUGGCAAGCGGACCUCAGGUACGGCUCUUGAAUAUUCAAGUCUAUAUUCACGGAUCCUGGCCGGAUAGCCCUAGUAGCUAAGGCCAUUCAAAUGAAGAAGAAGAAGACUUGGAAUUUUUUUUUGAGGUUAGGUUAGUUUUUAUUUUUGAUAGUACAUAUUAUUAAAAAUAUUAUUAUUAUUAUAGAAGAUAAAUGUAAUAUAUUAUUUAUAUACCAUUACUGAAACAUAUAAAAUUAUGUUUAAUCAAAGUGAAGUAAAACAAGAAGAUAGGGAGACAACUUGCAAAACUGAAAUAGAUAAUGAAGUGGAUGAAUUUCCAGAGGAUACUUUUAAAAUUGAAAUAAAAGAUGAACCUAUCAGGGAAAGUUCAAAGGAUACAUUUGAUUAUCUAGCUGUUAAGAAAUGUCCUAUAAAAGCUGAAAUAGAACAAGAUGAUGGUUUCUCUUGCAAAGAUAUGAAAACUGAUGCCGAUAGCCUAUUAACAAAUCAUGAUAGAAGUGACAGUACCAAUGUGAACACUGGAGGACAACGUUUUAUAUGUAUCAUUUGUAAGAAACCUUUGUCGAACAAUUAUCGUUUAAAACUACAUAUGAGGAUACACACUGAGGAAAAAUCAUUUGAAUGUGAAACUUGCACCAAACAGUUUUCAAGAAAGGAUCAUUUAAAAACACAUAUGACAGUGCAUUCUUAUCAAAAACCAUUUGGAUGUGAGAUUUGCACCAAACAGUUUUCAAGAAAGGGUGAUUUAAAAACGCAUAUAACAGUGCAUUCUGAUCAAAGACCAUUUGAAUGUCAAAUUUGCAUCAAAAAGUUUUCAACGAAACAAAUUUUAAAAUCGCAUAUGUCAAGGCAUACUGGUGAAAAACGAUUUGAAUGUGGAAUUUGCAGCAAAAAAUUUUCAAGAAAGAGUGAUUUAAAAGCAUAUAAUAUUAAAGUGCACACUGAUGAAAAACCAUUUGGUUGUGAAAUUUGCACCAAACAGUUUUCAAUAAAACACGAUUUGAAAAGGCAUAUGAGAGUGCAUACUGGUGAAAAACCAUUUGAAUGUGGAAUUUGCAGCAAAAAAAUUUCAACAAAAAGUGAUUUAAAAGCACAUAUUAUUAAAGUCCACACUGAUGAAAAGCCAUUUGGUUGUGAAAUUUGCACCAAACAGUUUUCAAUGAAACGCGGUUUAAAAAGGCAUAUGAGAGUGCAUACUGGUGAAAAACAAUUUGAAUGUGGAAUUUGCAGCAAAAAAUUUUUAACAAAGAGUAAUUUAAAAGUACAUAUUAAAGUGCACACUAAUGAAAAACCAUUUGGUUGUGAAAUUUGCACCAAACAGUUUUCAAUGAAACGCGAUUUAAAAAGGCAUAUGGGAGUGCAUACUGGUGAAAAACCAUUUAAAUGUGAAAUUUGCACCAAACAAUUUUCAAGAAAGGACCGUUUAAAAGCACAUGUGACAGUGCAUUCUGAUCAAAAACUAUUUGAAUGUGAAAUUUGCACCAAACAGUAUUCAACAAACAAUAAUUUAAAAUGGCAUAUGACAAGGCAUACUGGUGAAAACCCAUUUGAAUGUGCCAUUUGCACCAAAAAAUGUUCAACGAAGGGUAAUUUAAAAGCACAUAUUAUGGCAGUGCAUACUGAUGAAAAACCAUUUGAAUGUGAACUAUGCACCAAACAGUUUCCAACAAAGCUUACUUUAAAAUCGCAUAUGACAAGGCAUACUGGUGAAAAACGAUUUGAAUGUGGAAUUUGCACCAAAAAAUUUUUAACAAAGAGUGAUUUAAAAGUACAUAUUAUUAAGGUGCACACUGAUGAAAAACCAUUUGGUUGUGAAAUUUGCACCAAACAGUUUUCAAUGAAACACGAUUUAAAUAGGCAUUUGAGAGUGCAUACUGGCGAAAAACCAUUUGAAUGUGAAAUUUGCACCAAAAAAUUUCCAAGGAUGCGUAAUUUAAAAACGCAUAUGGCAAUGCAUACUAAUGAAAAACCAUUUGGAUGUGAAAUCUGCAUCAAACAGUUUUCAUCGAGACAAGUUUUAAAAUCGCAUAUGAGAGUGCAUACUGGCGAAAAACCAUUUGAUUGUGAAAUGUGCUCCAAACAAUUUCCAACAAAACAACAUUUGCGAUUACAUAUCAGAGUGCAUACUGGUGAAAAACCACAUGGAUGUGAAAUUUGCACCAGACAGUUUUCAACAACGAAUCAUUUAAAAGCGCAUAUGAGAGUGCAUACUGGUGAAAGACCGGUUGAAUGCGAAAUUUGCACCAAACGACUUUCAACGAAACAAGUUUUAAAAUUGCAUAUGAGAGUGCACACUGGUGAAAAACCAUUUGAAUGUGAAAUUUGCUCCAAACAGUUUUCAAUAGAGAAUAAUUUAAAAAGACAUAUGGCAGUCCAUACUGGGUGCACAGGGUAAUUUAAAAGCGUACAGAGUGAGUUUUAUGUAUGGAAACCCUCAAUUAUCGGGGGUAAUUACACAAGUGCAUCAAAAUUAUAGAUAAUUUGACUUGAAAGCGUAUUACCUAAAAACUACUAGAGUUCAUUUGCUGAGCCAAAAUGUGAAAAUAAACGAGAGUAGUUUUUAAAAGACAAUACACUUGAAAGCUAAAUUAUUUGAUUAUUUUGAUGCACGAGUGUAAUUUAGGGAGAAAAUUACUCGAAGUGAAACUAUCAAAUGAAGAAAAAAUAAUAAUUUUCUAAACAAUGUAUUUAGCAAGACAAUACCCAAUCUUAAAAAACUAAUAAUUAGUAAAGACACUGUUAUAAUAA
Molecule: messenger RNA, 2906 nt
Organism: Diabrotica virgifera virgifera (western corn rootworm)
Lineage: Eukaryota; Metazoa; Arthropoda; Insecta; Coleoptera; Chrysomelidae
Product: gastrula zinc finger protein XlCGF57.1-like
Exons: 2
Coding region: 394-2553 (719 amino acids)
Biological process (GO): regulation of cytokine production; negative regulation of transcription by RNA polymerase II; regulation of immune system process
Source: RefSeq, a predicted model, not a curated record